AUGAGGACCCUCACCCUCCUUGCUGCCCUUCUCCUCUUGGCCCUCCAGGUCCAGACUCAGAGUCUUGAAGAGACAGCCGACCAGGUUCCUGCCCAGGACCAGCCUGGGGCCGAGGCCCAGGACAUGACCAUCUCCUUUGCAGGGGAUGAACGCUCCGCUCGAGAGGCUUCAAAAAGACCAAUCGUCUGCACGUGCAGACGCCCCUGGAGCUGUCGUUUGGGUGAACGCCACUCUGGGACCUGUAGAGACAGUCAAGGCCUCAUUUACAGGCUCUGCUGUCGUCGCUGAGCUUGUGCAUGGAGACUGAAAGCAGCGCGAGAUUCCAUUUGAUAACCCGGAAAAUGGUUUACUCUUUGUACCUUCCACCUUUUCUUAAUUCCUUCUCCAAAAUAAACUUUAAGCAUUAAA
Equus caballus (horse) is the source of this 408-nucleotide messenger RNA. RefSeq names its product Paneth cell-specific alpha-defensin 5L (gene DEFA5L). The record is from RefSeq and is marked validated. Lineage: Eukaryota; Metazoa; Chordata; Mammalia; Perissodactyla; Equidae. Gene Ontology annotation, cellular component: extracellular region; extracellular matrix. Gene Ontology annotation, biological process: defense response to Gram-negative bacterium; antibacterial humoral response; disruption of plasma membrane integrity in another organism.